This is a messenger RNA of Didymodactylos carnosus, 3984 nucleotides long. The record is from the annotation of a GenBank genome assembly. Lineage: Eukaryota; Metazoa; Rotifera; Eurotatoria; Philodinida; Philodinidae.
CUUCGAACUGUUGUAAGGUCAUAAUACAUGUUUUCUUGACGCUCAUUGUCAGUCCAAAUUCUUGAGUAACUUUUUCAAAAGUUCGUAUGAAAGUCUCAAGAUCGUCAGCUGUUUCACACAUUGCCACACAGCAGCUUAACAGAAGAACGCAUUACUUCACAUGCUAGAAAAUUAGCAGUUCUGUUUCAUCCAGAUAAAGCACAGAAUCCAAAUGAUACUGUUGAUUUUUCCGAAGUCUUUAAAAUAGUUAUCGCUCGUAAAGAAGAGCUACUGAAAGAAUUGAAAAAUUUUGAGACAGUUCAAAAACGUGUUGGUCAUCAUACGUCAAACGGAGACAGAUUGUGGGAGUUUGCAAGAGAUUUUAAAAGAGCUAGAAAUGAUGAAUGGACGAAUUUAAAGCAUUUUCAUGCAGAUCAAUUAAAAAGACUUUCUGGAGGGGAAUUAAUCAAAAAUCAGAAAGCGUAUGCAUUCAAUGCAUACGAAGAAUUUCGUGCAGCAACAGUAGCGUUAGGCACAUUAGGCAAUGCUGAAGAACGCAGUAAAUUACGACGUAUGAUGGCUAUUGCACUUUACACGGCUGAAGAACAUUUACAGGCACAAAUAUAUGCGAUUGCAGCUCUAUACAUUUUAUCGAGUCAGACAAAUAGAACAACAUUCGAUAAAGAAAUUGACUAUUUACAAAAUUUACUGAAACUAAUUCGAGGUGCGGCAUCACCGCCACCUCCGAAAGCAGGAGCAACAACAGGAACUACAUCUGCUUCUCCAACACCAACUACAUCGGCAGUUAUAGUUUCAGCGCCCGGUGAAAGAUCGUCAUCACUGAUCUUAAAAGGUCAAAUCAAGGAGGACCUACGAGCAGUAGUAUUAGAACAGUGUUUAAUUAAAAGUAACGAGAAACAAAUCAGAACCUCAAAAGAGUUGAUAUUACGUGUAAAACAAAGAGCUUUUCAGCAGAGAGUAAUCGGAACUGUCGCAGGAACUGAAGUAGCAUUCAUAGGCCUUGGCAUAGUUGGUUCAGCGUGUGAAAGUAUUGGAACUGGUGUAGCAGUAGGCUCCGUGUUAGGUCCAGUAGGAAUAGUCAUUGGCGCUGUUGCCGGUGUUAGCGUGAUGAUUGGUGGACUCUAUUUGGGUAUUGAACGAUUUCAAAGUAGUCGCGCUCAUUUCCAGGAGCCAAAAAUCCGCGAAGAACUUAAUAAUAAAUUAACUAGAGCCCUAGAGCACCAUAAACAGCAAAUGUAUGGCGCAUUUCUGGAUGAAUUAGCUAGUGAAUAUGGUCCUAAACAUCUAGCUUUAAUUACAAUCGAAAAAGCAGAUAAUCGAAUAAAAAUCGAAGUGGAUCCCAAGAAAAUUAUUUCCACUCUGUUAAGUCAUGAAUUUCGGCCUGAUGGCAUUGCUUAUUUAUUGAAUCUAAUCGGUGAUGCCUUAUUGAAUAAACCGAGGUUACUGGAAAAACUUGAUCCGUCUCUACGACAACCACCACAAUCGACAUUAAAUCAAUUAGCAACAGAUAUAUUUUUGGAAAUUUUUUCGCGAACCACACUGUUGCAAGCUAGAGCGAACGAAUUAGACGAACAAGUGAAAAAAAAGACUUUAACGGAUUCGGAAAUGCACAGUCUAUAUCUGUUACUACGAUCUCUGACGACGACGCUCUAUUCGUCGUACAAAUAUGCGAUACCAAAAGAAUAUUAUAAAGAUGCUCUACUUACACCGUUCACCACACGGCUUGACGAAUUAGUUAACAUAGCACGCUUGAAUUAUGCUAUCGCAAAUAUAAUUAUUGGUGGUAUUGAUAACUUUGGUGAAAGUCAGAGCGCGAUUUCGGAAAUAAAGCAGAGGAAAAUGCAUACGGUUAGUAACCAGUAUUUUAUGAUAUCAGACACAAUGAUACAAGCAAUUGAUGAUCUGCUAAUGGCAUUUGGAUUUCCGCCAGAGAUGUUACAGAGUUGCAGUGGUAGUCAGGAUGAAGUUCUAGCCUUGGAAAAUACCGUUGUACUUGAGAAUGUAAAAGUAGUUAUGCUAAAUAACGUAGCUGUUAACUGUGAACGUGUUAAAGCAUCAACACGGGCAUCAGAACAGCUAGAAGCACUCUGUGAGUUGUGUGAUCUGUCUGUGAGCAUAACUCAACGAGAAUUUGUUGAAAAAGUUAAGAAGUUGUACGAGGGCGCUAGUGAUGAAGUACAGAAAGCAGAAAUUCGAAAGAUGAUGAUUGCGGAUGAUACACCCACGGGAGACAUAGUGACGUGGUCCAAUCAACAUUUCUGUUCUCAAAACUGGGUUUUCUCUGCUGUUCAUUUGCCAGUUGUAGCCAAGAUCUUUGAUACUAGGCUGUAUAAUUGUUCUCUAACUACGAAUUCUACGUAUGGUCGAGUUUUCCUUCUGAGUGAACCAACGUUCGAGGAUGAUGACGAUCUUCGCCGUAUUUUCGUGGUGCUUGAUAAGCAGAGCCGAGCGAUUGGCAUGUUUACAACGUGCGAAUUAAAGUUGAAUUUUUUGAAAGAUGAGUUGAAUACAGUUCAAACAAACGAAUUAAAACUUAAAUCGUAUCAUAAGAUAGCUGUAUAUUAUCGAUUGCAAGCUGCAAAGUAUGAAAAUAUUCAUCAUUUACAAGCACUGCCAAAAUGGAAUAGUGCAAAAGAUAAUUACAUUAGUAUACUUGAACUUGAUUCGAAUGAUUUACUAGCGUGCCUGGGUUAUGGACGGUGCCUAAUUAUGCUUAGUAAAUAUACUAAAGCACAAGAUUAUUUGUGUAAAGUCAUUAGCGUUCAUGAUGAUAGUGCCGAAGCAUGGUAUUUACUCGGUGUUGCAAGGCGUAAACUUCGAUCGUAUGAUGAAGCAAAAUACGCCAUUGAUAGCGCACUUAACAGAGAUCAAACGCAUAAAGAUGCAGCCAACGAGUUGAAAAUCAUACUCGCAUUGAAGUCCACUAGUACAAAAGAAGAUCGAAUGAACGCUUACAAUGUAAUGAAAACGAGUAGUUUAUCAAGUCGUAGUAAGGAUGGUUCUUUGGAUUAUAAUAUUUUAACUGUAGAUGGUGGUGGUAUCAGAGGUCUGAUAUCAGCUGUUUGGCUAGCAGAAAUUGAACGUCGUACGAAUCGUUCAGCUUCAUCAAUGUUUCAAAUGAUGGCCGGUACGUCAACCGGUGCUAUCAUUGCAGCUGGCCUUUGCACUCCAGAGCGAGGUGAUCUCUCGAGAGCACGCUAUCAAGCAGCUGAGCUUGUUCAACUUUAUGUAACCCGUUCAGAUGAGAUUUUUAAAAAGAGAGCGAAUUCUUUCUACAAUUUUCGUAGUUCCCUAACGUUGGAACCGAAAUACCUUCCCGACGCUCGCCAUAAAUUGUUUAAAGAACAUUUUGAUCAUACGCAGCUUUCACAUGUCCUAACGGAAUUAGUUAUACCAGCAGUGAAAAGUGAUUGUCAGGUAACACAUUUAUUCACUCGAUACAAAGCUCGUAAGACGCGUGAGUCUGACCAUUUUUUACAUGAUGUACUAAUGUGUACAACAGCUGCACCAACCUAUUUCCCUCCGUACAAGAUUCACGAUGAUAACUGCUUUUAUGUCGAUGGUGGUGUUCAAAUGAACAAUCCCGUGCGAGCUGCAUACAAUGAAGCGCUUCAUUAUGGUAAAAAGAAAGAAAAUCUCUUUAUACUGUCAUUGGGUACCGGCGAUUAUGUUCCUGAUCCGCUGGAUUCUAAUGCAAAUCGACAUUUACUUUAUUAUGCUCUAAAUCAACAAAAAAUAUUAAAUAUUAUUUUCGAUGGACCACAGUAUAAUACUGAUGUUAGUAUGCUAAGCGAUUUGAAAAAGGAUCAGUAUCAACGUUGGCAGAUAUAUUUUGAGGAGCCGGUCGCAUUGGAUAGUAUUGAAAAAUCGAGUAUUGAGUUCUUGUUUGACAGUGCCCAAGAAUUUCUUGAAGAAAUGGAUGCCUAUGAUAAUGAUGAACGUUUAGGCCUUUUACUUGAUAGACUGAAAGGAGAUGCGCACUGA